Nothobranchius furzeri (turquoise killifish) is the source of this 3666-nucleotide messenger RNA. The record is from RefSeq and is a predicted model, not a curated record. NCBI's taxonomy places the organism in Eukaryota, Metazoa, Chordata, Actinopteri, Cyprinodontiformes, Nothobranchiidae.
CAGAAACCGGAAGCUGCUAGUAGAGCUAGCUUGUUGUUGUUGUGGUGUGUGAGGAGAAGAUUUGAGGCUCUGCAGUAAAAAUGUCUUCACUUCAGUCUCUGGGAGAGUUGAUCAGCUAAAGCGACUAACUGCUGCUGCUGCAGAAAUCUUCUCACCAGGCUGUGGAAACUUUCUUCUCCUCCUCAACAACUUGGUGGAGUUCUUUCCAGAAGCAGAGAAGCUAUUCUGCGGUCUUCGUGACAAUCGGAGCUCCAGAAGCAGGUGAUGGAUUGAAGAGGUUCCCUCUAUCAGACUCGCUCAUCUGAGUUGGUCAUGAUGCAGGAUCGCUGCUCGCUCUCUCAUCCAUCCUGCUCACACUCUCCGACGGAAAAGGCCCGAAUCUGAAUGUGACUCUGGAGGGAAAAGCGGUUAGCUCUACUCCGUGAACUCUGGUGAGCAAAGGUCCUCUUUUCCAGACUGGAUGUGUCCUCAGCUGAUCAGAACCAAAGCGUUGGAUCUUUAAUCUCCUGCGUUGUUCUGAAGCAGCAUCUUAAUCAGCUCUCCUGCUUUGUUUCUAUUGCAGCUGUUAGCUAAACACGGCUAAAGAAAACCUGCUACCACUUCAGGAUCAUCCAUCAGCAUGGACACAGAAAUUCAACAGAUGGUGCUGGUUAAAGAAGAAGCUCCUGAAGAACAGAGUGCUGGUGAGGACCAGCAGGACCCAGAACACCUCCACAUAAAAGAGGAACAGGAGGAACUCUGGACCAGUCUGGAGGGAGAGCAGCUCCAUUUGAAGGAGGAGACUGAUGCUGCCAGGUUUCCAUUCACUGUAGUUUCUAUAAAGAGUGAGGAUGAUGAAGAGAAGCCUCUGAUCUCACAGCUUCAUCAGCAGCAACUAGAAGGCCGAGAUGUUCAAACCAGCAGAUCAGCUGACCAGAUGACAGCAGAAACUAGCAGGAACCCAGGUCUGAACGUUGAUGAACAAACAUCUGAUUCUUCAGAUACUGAAGUUAGUGGAGAUGAUGAAGAGGAUGAUGAUGUGAAUCUAGACUCUGAGCUGUCAGACUGUGGGUCUAAAACUGGAGAUGAAGACAAUGACUGGAAUGAAAGCAGGUCUUCUCAGUCGGAUCGUAAGACUGUCAAAGCAUCCUUUAGCUGCCCUGAGUGUGGUAAACAGUUUAUCAACAAGUGGUCCCUCCAGAAACACGUGAGGGUGACCGGUCAUUCAGUAAUAAGGUCUUCAGGCUGUUUGGUUAAAAAGAAAUGUGUUAGAGUGAAGCAACAUGCAGACUCUUGCAGGAAUGUCCAGAAAGGACAAAAGUCGUUUAGUUGUGAUGACUGUGGAAAAAUAUUUAGCCGAAAGUCAAAUUUAAACAGUCACAUGAGAGCCCACACAGGACAGAAGCCUUUUGUUUGUGAGGUCUGUGGACAAAGAUUUAGCCGAAAGACAACUUUAAACGCUCACGAUAGAGUCCACACAGGACAUAAGCCUUUUGUUUGUGAGGUCUGUGGAAAAAGAUUUAGUCGAAAGUCAACUUUAAACAGACACAUAAGAGUCCACACAGGACAGAAGCUUUUUGCUUGUGAAUUCUGUGGAAAAAGAUUUAGCCGAAAGACCGAUUUAAACAGUCACAUGGGAGUCCACACAGGGCAGAAGCCUUUUGCUUGUGAUUUUUGUGGAAAAAGAUUUAGCCGAAAGACAGACUUAACAGCUCAUGUGAGAGUCCACACAGGACAGAAGCCUUUUGCUUGUGAGCUCUGUAAUCAAAGAUUUGCCCAAAAGUCAACUUUAAACAGACACACAAGAACCCACACAGGAAAGAAGCCUUUUGCUUGUGAGCUAUGUGGACAACAAUUUAGCAGAAAGGCAACUUUAAAUGCUCACGUAAAAGUCCACACCGGACAGAAACCUUUUGCCUGUGAGCUCUGUAAUCAAACAUUCAAAUCAAAGACAACCUUAAACAUUCACAUGAGAGUCCACUAGGGAUGAACGAUCUAUUGUUUUCUGAUCAAAAUUGUGAUUUCAAACAACAUGAUCACAUGAUUAUUAAGAAUGCGUUUUUGUCGUGCUCCUGACUGACCCAGGAUCUGUUGUGGUUAUAUUUUAGACAUCCAGGUUUUAAAAGUGUUAUGGCAAAAUUAGCAAGCAGCAACUUCUCUAACCUUGGAAUCCAGACCAUCAGUUACUGAAACAAAAGGAACCUCCGCAGCUCCGGCAAGUCUGACGGCUAGCCAAUCACAGCACUUUGUCAAUGUGAUGGGCUAGUCACAGCCAGUGUUGGGCAUCUUACGUUUAAAAAGUAAUUAGUUAUAGUUACGUAUUACUUUUUCCAGAAAGUAAUUGAGUUAGUAUCUCAGUUACCACAUUGUAAAAGUAAUUAGCUACCUAGUAAAGUAACGUGACGUUACUUUUAUGUUCUGUAACACAGUUACGUUGUACAAUAUCUAUGAAGAGAGAGUUUUUUAACUGAAUAAUUCUCACAGUCUAGAAAGAACAUUUCAGAUAUCUAAAAAAUUCCCUCCGUCAAGAAUGUUCUAAUGGAUAUCUGGCAUGAUCAUUUCUAUUUGAAGUAUAAAUAUCUGGAAUACAUAUCCAGUUGGCCUAAUAAAUUUUAAAAAGGCCACUUUAGGCCUUUGGUGAUUCUGAGAUACCGUAAAUCCUCUAAUAUUGGCCUGUGCUCCAUUACCGGCCAGGUCUCCUACAUUAGCUGGUCUCUAUGUCAGCGGGGGUAAAUGAAGGCUGGUCUCUAAUAGUGUCCGGCUUUACAGCACAAACCCAGCUGCAGUUUAAUAACUUUAAAGUACUCUUAAAAUAUUUUUAAAAAAUAGCGUACUUACUCACAGUUAAUGAAUUAGUCUCACAAACUAUCGCGCAACUUUCCAAGAAGCGCUCAGCGGUGCAUGCUGUGUGACCACUUGACUUCUCAAAACUGUGGGUGCGACUCCGGUGCACCAGGCUUUAUUUACUACGUUGACUGUGUGUAAAAUGCCCAAAUUCCAUGCGAUUGGGACAAAAACAAGCAAUUUUUUUUUGUGUUCCGAAAGAAGUGCGCCACAAAGGACUUACUUAAACUUAACAAAGACGUAAUAGUGGAUCAUAAUCUCCGGCUGCAAGAUGAGACAGAAACAGAAAAUGCUACAGUUAGCAGUGAUGACUUCACCACAGGUAAGGGUUUACUAAAUGUUUUUUAUGGCGUUUUAUUGAACAGCUUAGAAACGCAGCUACAAAAACAGCAGGUAAACACGCCAGGGCUCGGCAGCCUCGCCUCAGUCAGUGCGCCCCAGGGCAGCUGUGGCUACACAGUAGCUCAUCACCAUCAGUGUGUGAAUGUGUGUGUGUGAAUUGAUGAAUGAUACACUGUAGUGUAAAGCGCUUUGGCGUCCUUACUCUGAGAGGUGCUAUACAAGUGCGGGUCAUUACAUUUUAUUUUUUUACUUCAAACCAAACGAGACACGAACGGUUAAACUUUGGAGCGGUAAGGUGUCUGAUGCUUUUUGUUGUGAAUCUAUGACCUAAUUGUUUAUAAUGCACUAUCGGCAUGUUUGCUACGUUUGUUACCAUACUGGGAUUUAGCCUGAAACAACGGUAUUUGUUGUAAAUGUUCUAUAUGCUUACGUACGUACGUUACCUGUACAUUUUCAAUAAACGAACCUAGUGUUUUAUAGGUUCAAAUAGAGACAAAAUCU